GGUAGAAGCAGUUCAUUUAGUACCUGGUUUGAUAGGAAUACUGUGCCAAUAUAGUUUAACAGUUUGAUUACAGAAAUGUUCAAUGUGAAACAGCAAGUGAGAAAAUUAAGGAUUGAUUAAAGACAAACCAUCCUUAUUUUCUUCUUUUUAAAAAGGCAAAAGUUAUAAACAAACUUUAAUUAAUGCCUGUUAAGCGUAGACGGUAUAAACAGUGCCAUCGACCUAAAUGAAUUAUAAACCAGUUAAAAUACAUAUUUUGCGAAAGGGUUUUGAAGACAGUGAAAAUACUUUAAAGGCUAUAGUUUGAAAUAUUAAUUUUACUAAGAUUAUUUCAUAAAUAACACUAUGGUUUUCGUGCGUGCAUUUAUUUGCAUUAUUACUUCUUUCCAAAUAUUAUUGAUAUCGGAUAUUUUAGCAGCUCGUCUUUCAUACCAAGACGAACAAGGAUGGCGGUUCAAGCCGAUCUAUUACAACCGAGAAGAAUUGCAGUUGAACUAUACCCGAUAUAAAUCACACAACACAUCCUUGAAUAUUUCAUUUCAUGCGCUUAACAGGGACUUCUUCCUGAACCUACAUGCGAUUCAGCCAUCCAGCAUAGAAUACACCGUAAAUGAGAAUCAUACAAAAUCCUCUUCAUAUGAAUCAUCAAUACUUGUUGGACAAGUCACAGGCCUUCGGGACAGUCUCGUUACAUGCACCGUCCAGAAUGGAAUUUUGCAGGGUAUUAUUUCAUCAAAAGGGCAGGAAACAUUUUACAUCCUUCCCACAUCUUGGGUUUUCAAAAGCCCAGCAAUCUUUUUGUCUGUAAUAUACUCAGAACAUGAUUUUAAAAGAGAUUCUUCAUUACAUCAGUUCAUCAAAACCCCUCCUAAGUCAUUUAUAUCAUUACAGCACUUCCAUGAAGGUCGAAAACCUAUCUUCUCACGAGGAAUGGGACUGCCACUGGAAAAAAGGUCAAUCGCAGAAGAAACAAGUAGCAAAAAUACCGUAGAAAAUUUUCAGAAACGCGUCUGUACAAUCAAAUUUACCACUGACCCGUUCGUUUGGAGGCAUGUCAUGGACAAACAUGGACAGAAUAAGAUACGAGCGGUUAAUGAAAUCCAUUACAUGAUAAGAGACCACAUGAAAGUGCUGAACGACGUUUUUGAAGGAACAAAGUUCACUGUCAAUCAUGGGAAGGCUGAUGAGUUUACAAUUAAUGGCUUCCAGUUUGAAGUUGGUGAAAUUGUGAUUUGGAAUGAACGUCACUGUACAGAUGACAUAAAUUUGUGCACAGAGAAAUUGACACAUAUUGAGCUUCUGGAUUUGUUCCAUGUUAUACAAUAUGACCAUAACUUUAAUGAUUACGACUAUGAGUAUCCAGAUUACAACUAUACCGACGGCGAUUACAACACAAAUACAGAUCACAAUUUCACUGAUUACAAAGACAGCGACUAUCCGGCGACGUCAAAUAUACAAAAGCAACACUACUGCCUUUCAGUAUUAUUCACGGCUCGUUCGAUCACCCAUGGCCUUACGCCGGUGCCCAUUUAUGGGCUAGCAUACUCACCCAACGACGAAAAUCCACACACAGGAAUUUGUAGUCCCGUCAAUGUUGCCUUUGUUAAUCUGUAUGUCAGUGAAAAGGUCCCUUACCAACCCAAUACAAUGACAAAACUGGUGUUUGCUCACGAAGUCGCCCACACAUUUGGUGCUCCGCAUGAUAAUAAUAAAACCGCAUGCGGCGAAUAUUCGGUUCUAAAGGAGUCAGAUGCAGGCUACUUUCUCAUGCACGAAGUUGCGGUGACAGGAGACCUGAGAAACAAUUUCAAGUUUUCCAAUUGUAGUUUUGAUAAAAUCGGAACUGUUCUGGCUAGAGAAACUUCAACAUCGUGUUUCAAAGAACACAAGAUAUCAAUAUGCGGAAACGGAAUUGUUGAGGAAGGGGAGCAGUGUGACUGUGGUUCCAGAUGCCACCUUGACAACUGUUGUCAUGGCAGGGGAACUAAACACGAAUGUGCUCUUAAACAAGAUGCACAGUGCAGUCCAAGCCAAGGACCUUGCUGUAGUAGAGAUACCUGUCAGUACUUUAUGAAAUCUGAAAACAUGGUUUGCGAGAAUGCUGCCUCGUGUGUUGACACUCUGUACUGCGAUGGUGAGAGUGCUACAUGUCCAAUGCCGUUUGACAACCAGAUGAGUCCAGAUAAUACAACAUGUAGAACAGACAACGCAAGAAUAGGGGUGUGCAAUCAAGGGAAUUGUAAUAGAUCUGUGUGCGAUUUGAUUGGAUGGCACGAAUGCGAGUUGGCGAAUGGUGCAACGAAACUGACUAUAAAGGAAAAGGAAGAACUAUGUUAUGUCGGAUGUCAAAAGACGAAGUCAUCGCAAUGUAUCAGCACAAACGGCGCCAGUGCACGUGCGCAGUUCCCCGAACUUGACCAUCUUCUGACAACGAUUGCUGAGCGGGAUGGAUGGGAAGACACGAGCAUCCGUGUACCCGUGGGUACACCAUGUAACCGUAUGACGGGAUACUGCGACGUGUUCCAACGUUGUAGAGGAGUGGACCCCGACACACCUCUCGCAAAGUUGAAGAGGUGCUUCAAGCAAGGCGGGGAUUGUAUCUCUGUGUUUAUUGACUUUUUAUCGAGUAAAGUUGGUCUUUUCACACUGGCCAUUGUUGCUGUUGUAAUAUUGACAUUUACUUUGGUGAAAUGCUUGUCUAUUCACACCAAGAGCAGUAACCCACACUUAGAACUCAAACAUCCACACAGAUCUGUUCGAGAGUCUGCUAUAAAUGUAAGACAUUCAGUCGUCCGUAUGGGCGGCUCAGUCAGACAUUCAGCAUCUCAUGUGAGGACUUCAAUGAGAAACUCGUUUAGAAAUUCACAGAGACAAAGUCGGACACUUUCGAGAGAAAAUAGUAGAAAUGUAAACGAUGAGGUUGUGCAUGAGUUGGAACAACUAAGUCCAAAGUAGGAACUUGUGGUAAAUCAAAAAGCCGCAAAACACGUGUUUAUGUGUUCUUUCCCAAGAAAAAGACUGUUAAAAUGAAAUCCAAGUCUCUUUUAAAUUGUUUUGUUCAUAUUAAAAAUGAACAUCAAUAAAACGUUUACAAACCAUACGUAUAUUCAAUUUUUUAUAAACAAUUAUAUGUGUAAUACAUAUAUUUAUUUAUAUAUGAAACCUUACUGAAACAUACUGUAAGGUCAAACUUAUAAUAUCAGCAAUAGGCUUCAAGAUUUUACUUACAUUUAUGAAUAUGCUACUGUUUUAAUCAGUUGAAGCCACAACAUAAUUUGUAUGUAUGGCAUUUUCUUGAUUAAUCGUGACAAAUGUACUGUUUGCUGGUGACAUAUAACUGAAACGUAAAGCCAGAUGCCAUCUUUGUGUACUUCGUCAUCAAAACUGCAGUUACUUAAAUAAUACCCGCAUUUAUUGCAAAUAAACAUACACAGAAAAUAAGAAACAAUAGCACAGUUAUGAAUGCAACUCGAGUAUGAAUUACAGUCCUUUGCGUUACAUGUUUUACAUUUUCAUUUAUUUUCCUAUUAUGUUAUUCAAUCAUAAAAUUGAGCCAAGGCUAUAUAAAAUGUGGUAAAAGCUU
Molecule: messenger RNA, 3583 nt
Organism: Mya arenaria
Lineage: Eukaryota; Metazoa; Mollusca; Bivalvia; Myida; Myidae
Product: disintegrin and metalloproteinase domain-containing protein 10-like
Exons: 18
Coding region: 346-2955 (869 amino acids)
Biological process (GO): membrane protein ectodomain proteolysis; Notch signaling pathway
Cellular component (GO): plasma membrane
Molecular function (GO): metalloendopeptidase activity
Source: RefSeq, a predicted model, not a curated record